This is a messenger RNA of Aricia agestis (brown argus), 1114 nucleotides long. Its product is annotated as lipase member H-like. The record is from RefSeq and is a predicted model, not a curated record. Bases 1 to 1074 code for a protein of 357 amino acids. NCBI's taxonomy places the organism in Eukaryota, Metazoa, Arthropoda, Insecta, Lepidoptera, Lycaenidae. The transcript has 6 exons. Gene Ontology annotation, molecular function: lipase activity.
AUGUAUGUGUUAUUGUUGUGUAUCUGUGCGGUGGUCGGCGAUGUGGCGCACGACACGGGCUAUCCCACAGGACUGUUGGCCGACUGCCCAGGUAUGAAGGCAACGACCAGCCUCUCUCAGAGGACGCGGGAUGGUUUACGUGUCCGAGUGCUGUGGCCUCCCACGGGGUGGUUUCAGAAGGCCGAAACCACGUGCGGCGUGGAUGAGGCCGGCGCCGACUGUGUUGCUACAAACGUCAAUUUGGCCACGGAGGAGGUUGUGCUGUUCUCGAGCGGCUACCUGGACUUCUCGUACUCUCCGAUCACUCGCAGCGUGGCCCGGACCUACCUCGACCACGGGAAAGUGGUCAUCAUACUGGAGCUAUUCCCGAUACUUGUCAAAUCCUACCCGAUAGCCGCCCGCAUAACCAAACCUCUCGGCGUCCACUUGGGCCGUUUCCUCAUAGAGCUGUACCGGCGCGGGCUGUCCCCUGACAGGACUCAGCUGCUCGGCGGAAGUUUAGGAGCCCACAUCGUGUCCUUCGCAGCCAUGACGUACACCAAUGCCACUGGACUGAAGGUGUAUAGACUUACAGGUCUGGACCCUGCCGGACCGUGUUUCCGUAACCUGUCACCUCGGGAGCGGAUCAACCCUGAAGCGGCAGCCCGCGUCGACGUCCUACACACCAACAUAGACGGGUUCGGCAUCGCGGACGCCGUAGGACAUGUCGAUUACUACGCUAACGGAGGAGAAUACCAAGGCCGCGUUGCUCCAAAUUUCCUGCUGCCGUGUCUACAAGUCUGCAGCCACAUAAGGGCAGCGACAUACUGGGUUGGUGCGCAGUACAACCCUGACAAGUACCUCGCGGUUCGCUGCGACUCCCUGCUAGAUGUCCGACAUGGAAACUGCUAUGAUAACCCUAAAGUCGUCAACGCUUUAGGUCCAACAACAAAUUUUUCCCGGCCCGGAAUUUAUUACUUACCGACGCUAACCAGCGAACCUUACUACAUGGCAGAAAAGGGAUUAGAGAGGCGAAAAUAUGACGAAAAUAACUAUCUCUUGGAAGUAGCAGAUGAUAAGGACUUGGAAGUGUGAAAACCGAAUAGUGAUCAGUGAAAGAUUGUGAUGUGUACCU